Dioscorea cayenensis subsp. rotundata (Guinea yam) is the source of this 1119-nucleotide messenger RNA. Its product is annotated as E3 ubiquitin-protein ligase MPSR1-like. Gene Ontology annotation, molecular function: ubiquitin protein ligase activity. The record is from RefSeq and is a predicted model, not a curated record. Gene Ontology annotation, biological process: protein ubiquitination. The coding region runs from base 140 to 865 and encodes 241 amino acids. The transcript has 2 exons. Lineage: Eukaryota; Viridiplantae; Streptophyta; Magnoliopsida; Dioscoreales; Dioscoreaceae. Gene Ontology annotation, cellular component: cytoplasm.
CCUUUCAGCAAAACACAUCCGCCAUGGUUGACAUCACCCUUGCUUGCUAAGCCAAAAGGCAGCGCCACAAGCUAAAGAAGAAGAAGAAGAAGAAGAAGAAAGAGAAGAAGACUGGGAUCGCGUGCGGCUGAUCGCGAGCAUGUCGUCCGCCACCGCCGCCGUCCACGCCCAGACGUUCUGGUGCCACGAAUGCGAUAUGAGCGUUUCUCUCAUCCCUUCUUCUUCCCCUCCUCGCUGCCCUCACUGCCGUGGUGACUUCCUUGAAUCCAUGGAAGACCUCUCCCUAUCCCUCGCCCUCCCCCUCCCCUUCUCUGCCUCCAACUCGGACUCCGACGACCUUGACCUCGACUUCCACUUCGCCGUCGACCAAGACCCGUCCCCUUCCCCCUCGCCUCCUCGCCGCGUCUGCGGUCCCUCCCCCGCCCCUCGAUCCGCCAUCGACGCCAUCCCCACCGUCGAGAUCUCGGAAUCCUCUCUCAUCUGCGCCGUCUGUAAAGAUGAUCUCCCCCUCCGCUCCUCCGCCCGCCGCCUCCCUUGCUCCCACCUCUAUCACUCUGAUUGCAUCGUCCCCUGGCUUUCUCUCCACGACUCCUGCCCCCUCUGCCGCUCCCCUCUUGAACCCUCCGCUCCCCGUGGCCUCUCGUCUUCGUCGGUUAGAUCUGAUGAUAAUCUUAUCAACAUGCUGCGCAGCCUUAAUCGCCGGAGGAGAAGGAGGGUCGUCGGCGUGGAGUCGUCGACGAGGAUGGCUAGGGUUGAGGUUGGGUCUACGGGGAUGGAGAACAGCGGUGAAACGGUGUCCUCCCGAUGGUUGGAGGAUGAUGGCGACAUUGUGAUCUCUGAGAUCAGAGAGGGCUUGUUGGAUUGAAUCUCUUGGUGCUUGCUGGAUUCGAUCUUCUUGGUAGGGGUUCUUGCUCUUCUGCGUUUCAGUUUGUGUUCUUGCAGAUAAUGUACAGUACCUGUCGGUCGAUGCCAAUUUGCGCCUGGGAAAAGAACAAAUCUAGACUUUUUUUGUUUUUUUGUUUUUUUUAAAAAAAAAAUCUGUUUUCAAGGAUGCAAAUCUGCAUCUGAAUUUUCCUGAUUGAAGGUUGUAUAUCCAGAUUUUGUCCAAUGGUUUUCUUA